UUUCCCCUCGCAUGCAACCCUUUACGCUGAGCAGCUUGUCGUCAACACUUCAAUUCCGGGAACUCUCACAGCCAUCAUGUCCGCUACUAAGGAUAAGUCCAAGGUCCACAAGCUUUCCUUGAAAGGAUCGGCGAAGCUGGUGGCCGAAUUCUUUGAAUACUCCAUCAACUCGAUUCUCUUCCAGAGAGGAGUCUACCCUCCAGAGGAUUUCACGACUGUCAAGAAAUAUGGUCUCAACAUGCUGGUUACCGCCGACGACCAGGUCAAAGCUUACAUCAAGAAGAUAAUGUCGCAAUUGAACAAAUGGAUGACGGGUGGCAAGAUCUCUAAGCUUGUUAUUGUCAUCACGGACAAGGAAACUGGUGAACACGUGGAAAGAUGGCAGUUUGAUGUGCAAAUCUUCGGAAAGCAUUCCAAGAGCCAAUCAUCCCGCACUACUGGCGACAAGGAGAACGCAGCUCCUGGUGAUAAGGAUCCCCAAGCCGCUGCCACCGUCGAGAAAACAGAGAAGGAAAUCCAAGACGAGAUCCAGGCUAUCUUCCGCCAGAUCACCGCAUCAGUCACAUUCCUGCCCGUCCUGGAUGGCGACUGCACAUUCAACGUUCUGGUAUACGCCGAUGCCGACUCCGAGGUCCCCGUAGAAUGGGGCGACAGCGACGCCAAAGAAAUCAAGAAUGCAGAGAAGGUGCAGCUCCGGAGCUUCAGCACCAACAACCACCGCGUAGAGACACUCGUCAGCUAUCGUCUUGCCGACUAGUCACUGCUCCGCAUCAUCAGGUGUUUAAACGGAGGCGUUACGGAAGAGAGGGCGGGAUCUGUAUUCGGGAGCAUUUCGGGCAUCUUUUCAUCACUGUGUAUUCUACAUCUAUUUUCUCACAACCAGCAUGAUUGCUAUCUACCAAUGACUAACGAAUCUAU
Messenger RNA from Aspergillus neoniger CBS 115656, 918 nucleotides. Its product is annotated as spindle checkpoint protein MAD2. Gene Ontology annotation, cellular component: cytoplasm; nucleoplasm; kinetochore. The transcript has 8 exons. Lineage: Eukaryota; Fungi; Ascomycota; Eurotiomycetes; Eurotiales; Aspergillaceae. Gene Ontology annotation, biological process: mitotic spindle assembly checkpoint signaling. The record is from RefSeq and is a predicted model, not a curated record. Bases 77 to 757 code for a protein of 226 amino acids.